Messenger RNA from Colias croceus (clouded yellow), 1123 nucleotides. RefSeq lists its product as uncharacterized. The record is from RefSeq and is a predicted model, not a curated record. NCBI's taxonomy places the organism in Eukaryota, Metazoa, Arthropoda, Insecta, Lepidoptera, Pieridae. The transcript has 2 exons. The coding region runs from base 45 to 776 and encodes 243 amino acids. Gene Ontology annotation, cellular component: transcription regulator complex; nucleus. Gene Ontology annotation, biological process: regulation of transcription by RNA polymerase II.
AAGCGUCAACUCGCGUUCUGUCGGUGAGGACAGAUUUUCGCGCCAUGGAUGCCGAAAAUACUGAAUUAUUUUUGCAUUAUAUUCGAGAUUAUCCCGUAUUAUACGCAAUUGGACACGCAGAUUAUAAAAAUACGUACAAAAAAGAGGUAGCAUGGAGAAAACUUCAAGAAAAGACUCAGAUAGAUGUUAAAACUAUGAAAAAUAAAUGGAGAAACCUAAGGGACACUUAUAAAAAAUAUAAACAGGGUCAGCAAACAAACAGUGGACAAGCCGCGAAGAAGCUUGCUAAUUGGCAAUGGGCUGAACAGAUGUCGUUCAUAGAUUCAUCCACAAACUUGAGACAAACUGAAAUUAAACUGGAUACCAGUACUAUAUCUAUAAAGAAUGAAAAUGAAAAUUCUACAGAAGCCGAACAGGUUUCAAAUAAUGAACAGAAUGAGCUCGUCGUUCAAGAACUGGAGACAGCAUGGUCUACAGCUGAAACUACAGCUGAAACUGCAACUGAAGUAUCCCGGAGAAGACGACACCGUGUAAGCAACGACGUUUAUUUAAAGACUCGAAAAUCGGGUACUACGGCCAGAAACGCUACAGAAAAUCUUGUCAAUAUACCGUGUGAUCGAAUAGACAUGGAUUUUUUAGGUUAUGCCCAUACUGUAAAGAAAUUUUCUCUACAAAAGCAAGCUAUUAUUAAACUUCAAAUAACACAAAUUAUAACUGAGGCUCAACUUGAAGAAUUGAAUCAUAGCCGGCCAAAUUCUAAUUUCAGCAAUGCUUAAUCCUCUAGUCCCAAUUUUUACUACGUCGAUAACGACUGGAACAUUUCAAGAUCGACACCAUCUGAAGAACUGCGAACACAUUCCAUCCCAGACCCUCAAAACGUUUCAAUUGCACAGAUACAUAUACCUAACACGCAAACACAUUCAAUCCCAGACACUCAAAACGUUUCAAUUGCACAGAUACAUAUACCUAACACGCAAACACAUUCAAUCCCAGACACUCAAAACGUUUUAACUCCUACACUGAUACACACACCCAGUGGCAGAAGAAUUACAUACACCCAAGUAUCACGACAACACAACACGACAUCAAAAAAUAUACAUGAAUUUCUUUGUAAUUGGAAUGA